Myotis brandtii (Brandt's bat) is the source of this 3433-nucleotide messenger RNA. RefSeq names its product TAF4b RNA polymerase II, TATA box binding protein (TBP)-associated factor, 105kDa (gene TAF4B). Lineage: Eukaryota; Metazoa; Chordata; Mammalia; Chiroptera; Vespertilionidae. The record is from RefSeq and is a predicted model, not a curated record. The transcript has 16 exons. Gene Ontology annotation, cellular component: transcription factor TFIID complex. The coding region runs from base 59 to 2239 and encodes 726 amino acids. Gene Ontology annotation, molecular function: protein heterodimerization activity; RNA polymerase II general transcription initiation factor activity; DNA binding. Gene Ontology annotation, biological process: transcription initiation at RNA polymerase II promoter; DNA-templated transcription.
AGCCGGCCUCUGGCUGCCCCCCAGAACAGUUUUGAUCAAAAGUAACAGUGGUCAGUUGAUGUUGGUAUCUCCUCAGCAACCUGUAACAAGAGCCGAGACUACAAGUACCAUAAUUUCAAGACCGGCGCUACCAACGAAUCCUCAAACAGUCAAAAUCUGUGCAAUGCCGAAUUCUAAUUCACAGUUAAUCAAGAAAGUGGCUGUGGCACCUGUUAAACCAUUGGCACAAAUGGGAGCUACUGUGGUAACCACUGUUACAAAGCCUUCCUUAGUACAAUCUGUGGCUGUGCCAACCAGUGUUGUCACAGUCACUCCUGUGAAGCCGUCGAAUACUGUAACUACCCUGCAGCCUUCAAGUUUGGGAGCAUCACACGCACCCUCUAGUGAGCCCACCCUCAAAGCAGGGAACUCAGCAGCUGCUCAGACCAACCUCACUCCGGCGAUGCUAGAAAAUGUGAAGAAAUGUAAGAACUUUCUUGCGAUGUUAAUAAAACUAGCAUGUAGUGGAUCACAGUCCCCAGAGAUGGGGCAGAAUGUCAAGAAGCUGGUGGGACAACUUUUGGAUGCAAAAAUCGAAGCGGAGGAAUUUACUAGACAACUGUAUGUUGAGCUCAAGUCUUCACCCCAGCCUCACCUAGUCCCUUUUCUUAAGAAAAGUGUGAGUGCCUUGCGACAGCUCCUGCCCAGCUCGCAGAGCUUCAUCCAGCAGUGUGUUCAGCAGACCUCCGGGGAGGCCGUCGUUGCUACCGGCACCACUCCGGUGACCGCUGUGGCGACAGCAACCGACUCCUCAGUCCAGGCUGAACGGGCCCUGGUCGUCUCUGGAGCAGCCACACCCAGAACGGUGUCCGUGCAAAGUGUGAAUUCCUUUGUUGGCCCAGGGGGAGCAAACGCUGGAGUGGUGACACUUCAUUCUGUGGGUCCAGCUGCUGUAGCAGGAGGAGCAACAGCCGGAACUGUCGUGCUUCAGACGCCAAAACCGCUUGUGACCUCUGUACAGAACACAGUGGCAGCAGUCUCGCUUCCACCUGAGAAGCCAGUGGUCUCAGGUGCAGGGGUGACGCUGGCCCUCCCAUCAGUAACUUUGGGAGAAACUUCAUCAGCUGUUUGUCUUCCGUCUGUGAAAACUGUAGUUACUUCUGCUGGGACCACCUCUGAGAAGCCUGUCAUGGGCGCUCCGGUCCAGAUCACACUCGCACAGCCGGGACCCGUCCUUUCCCAGUCGGCUGCUCUCCCACAGGCAGUGAAAGUCAAGCAGCUGGUAGUCCAGCAGCCUUCAGGGUGCAUUUCCAGACAAGUGGGCACACUCCCCCCUUCCUCAGCACUGACCCUUCAGAAGAAGAUGCCCGUGAGCACUGCAGCAACUUCCGCUUCCAUUCUAAAGCAAACUACCCUGCCAGGAAAUAAAAUUCUGCCUCUUCAAGUAUCUUCUAUUCGGAAAGAUAAAAUAAAGGAGAAUGGAGCAACGUCCUUGAGGGAUGAAGAUGACAUCAACGAUGUGACUUUCAUGGCCGGGGUCAACCUCAAUGAGGAAAGUGCCCGCAUCUUAGCAACAAACUCUGAACUGGUUGGCACGCUCAUUCAGUCGUGUGAAGAUGAGCCAUUUCUCUUCAUUGGCGCUCUACAGAGGAGAAUUUUAGACAUUGGCAGAAAGCACGACAUCACGGAACUGAGCUCCGAGGCCGUGAGUUUGAUCUCCCAUGCAACACAGGAGCGGCUGCGAGGCCUCCUGGAAAAGCUGACCACCAUUGCCCGGCACCGAAUGACAGCCUACAAGACAAGUGAAAAUUACAUCCUGUCUAGUGAUACCAGGUCACAGCUCAAAUUUCUCGAAAAGCUGGAUCAACUGGAGAAGCAGAGAAAGGAUUUAGAAGAAAGAGAAAUAUUGCUGAAGGCAGCCAAGAGCCGUGCCAAUAAAGAAGACCCAGAGCAGCUGAGACUGAAGCAGAAAGCCAAGGAGCUGCAGCAGUUGGAGCUCGCACAGAUCCAGCAGCGAGAUGCGAACCUCACCGCCCUGGCUGCCAUUGGGCCGCGGAGGAAGAGACCCCUGGAGGCUGGGCCUGGGAGUGAGGGCUUAAAAGACAACCUUCUGGCUCCUGGGACCUGCAGCCUGGCAGGCAGCAGGCAGCUGCCUCGCCCGCGGGCCACGCGGGUCUGCCUGCGGGACCUGGUGUUCUGCAUGGAGCAGGAGCGGGACAUGAAGCACUCGCGUGCACUCUACCUCGCGCUUCUGAAGUGACCCGCCUCCCGCCUGCUGUCCCUCCAGCCAAGACUCGAAGGCUCGGCCUGGAGCUGCCCUGCAGGGCCUCCACACUGGGGGCCCUUGUUUACAGUCAUGAACUUCCGUUGUGUCUCAGUGCACGUCGUGGGGCGGACUCGGCUUUCCUCCUGGAAACGGGUCGUGAGGUAGGUCACUCAGACGCAGGCAUGUCCUGUGCAGGAGCCACAGUUCACGUCACCACGCGAGUCCCAGCUUGUGGGGAAAUCUGACAGGUGUAGCUGCUGAUACAUAUACCUCAUUGCAAAUGGUGAAGGUGGAGGCUACCAGAAGGACUGACGCCCUCGUCACACUGUGGAGGGAAAAGGAAGACGGAGCAUAAACCGGAAGUGGCCACCUGUGCCCCCGGCAGGGCAGGCCCAGAGCUAAGGGCCAUGGUUUGUUGAUGGAAAACAACCAGCCCGACAACAGGAAUGUUAGCAACGUUUCAAACUGCAGUCUCCAAAGCGAAGCUCUUCUUUGUUCUGUGUAUCGCUUUAACCUCAAGGACAAUUUUGUAAACUCUUUUAGUUGCCCUAUGUUUUAAGCGUCUUGUUGCAUUAAAAAAAAUCCUAAUUGGUGAUUUAAAGUUUUUAAUAGGGACUCUGUGGGGGUUCUGGACUCAGAAGGCAGGGCUAGCACCUCUUGCACUCGGCUCUGUGUGUAUCUGAGAAGCAUGUUCUAUAGACUCACCCAGGAGGAGGCUGAUGUUUGCUAAAGCAAACCCUGCUUUGUUUUGUUGUUUUGUUUUAAAUGCCACCUGUGUGGCUGGUGACAAAUGGUAGCUGUAGUCAGUCACAGAAAGAGAAUAAAUUCUCCAAGAAAGUUUUACAAAAGUGGGAAAGCUCUGCUUCUGAACCAAAGAAUUCCAUGGGACGUGCCUCAAGUAGGCCUCCUCCUGUGGGGCUGUCAUGGCCACACUGUGCUCCAGUGCGGCUUACAGUGGCCCCAUCUCUUUCGUUCCACAAGUUACUGUGUAAAUGUUAUAAAUUAUGUAAAUGUUAAAAGUACUAUACAAAGAGCUCUAUACCAAAAGUUGUUUUUGUAUAUUUAAAUGCUUAACUUUAUUUUUUGUAAAGUGCAGCAUAUUCUCAUAUUUGUGUAUAAUCUUAUUGAUCAGAUGUUUGAAAUUAUUUCAAAUACUUCAUUAAAAUAAUUAUUUUAUUAGAAGAGUAA